This is a messenger RNA of Gadus macrocephalus (Pacific cod), 2400 nucleotides long. RefSeq names its product rho GTPase-activating protein 8-like. Gene Ontology annotation, cellular component: cytoplasm. NCBI's taxonomy places the organism in Eukaryota, Metazoa, Chordata, Actinopteri, Gadiformes, Gadidae. Gene Ontology annotation, biological process: negative regulation of endocytic recycling; small GTPase-mediated signal transduction. The coding region runs from base 169 to 1452 and encodes 427 amino acids. The transcript is spliced from 13 exons. The record is from RefSeq and is a predicted model, not a curated record. Gene Ontology annotation, molecular function: GTPase activator activity.
UGGAGCACACACACCUUGGCACUGAGCAUGCGCACUGUAGUCGUGUCUUGAAGACUACGCGGAUUGAGGAAGUUCACUAACUCAUGCGAUUAUCAUGCUCUGGAUUUAAGUAUUAGUUAUUAACACUAACUUUUCCGGGAAGUAUUAUAGACACCAGUGGCCUUCAGGAUGAGCUCAUCUGUAGACCUGGAGCAGAUGGCUGAGAUAGAAUUGAAGAAGGACGAUGAAGAGUACGAGGAAGAGCACAGCGGCCUGGCCCAGCGUCCGGCGUCGUUGCCGUCACCGAGCGGGGGCGGGCUUGACUCCUCCCACCCGUAUUACGACGUCGCACGCCACGGGAUCCUCAAGGUCAUAGGGGACGACAAUUACGGACGCAAGCUCAUCGUCUUCAGCAGCUGUUGCAUGCCGCCGUCCCACCAGCUCAACCACCAGCGCCUGCUAGAGUACCUGAAGUACACUCUGGACCAGUACGUGGAGAUGGACUACACGGUGGUGUACUUCCACUACGGCCUCCGCAGCAGCAACAAGCCGUCCAUCCGCUGGCUGCGAAGCGCCUACGCAGAGUUCGGCAGAAAAUACAAGAAGAACCUGAAGGCCCUGUAUGUGGUCCACCCCACAAACUUCAUCAGGAUCGUCUGGAACAUUUUCCAUCCCUUCAUAAGUCACAAGUUUGGCAGGAAGUUGACGUACGUGAACUACCUGGCGGAGCUCCGGGAGCACGUCCCCUACCAGCAGCUCGUCAUCCCCCCCGACGUCCUCAGACACGACGAGCGGUUGCGAGCGGCUCAGAAGAGUGGCCCCGCCCCCCCGGUGAAGACCCCCCCGCCCAGGCCGCCGCUGCCAACCCAGCAGUUUGGGGUCAGCCUAAAAUACAUCCGGGAGAAGAACAAGCAGGCACUGAUCCCCCUGGUGAUGACCCAGAGCAUCUCCUACCUCAAGGAGCACGGGCUCAGAACGGAAGGCCUGUUCAGGAGGAGUGUGAGGGUUCAAAUCAUCAAGGACAUCCAGAAGCUCUACAACCUCGGGAAGCCGGUGAGCUUCCAGCAGCAUGGAGACGUCCACGUCCCCGCCGUCAUCCUGAAGACCUUCCUGAGGGAGCUGCCCGAGCCCCUGCUCACCUUCGCCCCCUACCAGCAGGUCCUGGACAUCACCGGCGUGGAGAGCAGUCUGCGGGUGUCCAGGUGUAAACAGAUCGUUGAGAGCCUUCCGGAACACAACCGCGAGGUUCUGAAGUACCUGGUGACCUUCCUCCACAUGGUGUCCGUGGAGAGCAUCGUGAACAAGAUGAGCCCCUCCAACCUGGCGUGUGUGUUGGGCGUGAACCUGCUGUGGCCCCCCAAGGGGAGCGUGUCCCUCUCCGCCCUGGCCCCCAUCAACGUCUUCACCGAGAUUCUCAUCGAGCACUGCGACGCCGUGUUCCGGGAGCCCGUGGUCGGCACGGCAACGGCAUGAAAACACGGGAGACGACGUCUUGUUUUUUAUGACGAACUAGAUAACGUAUUUUAUGACGAACCACUGAACGGUUCCGACCUGGGUAAGACGAGGAGCACGUCCGAGAUGUCCCGGUUUUCCUGUUUUAAGGGACAUUUCGGUUGACUUUGAUGAGGAAAGUGUUAAAGGAGACAUAUUAUACCACCAGGUGUGAGCGGGAUUAGCCAUACAAGCCGUUUCGAAAACCUGCCCCAUAUGACAUCACUAGUGGGCGUGUCCACCUAGAUCUGUGCCUGAUAGAUGAACGUUUACUUCAGUCCACUGGGUAGGCUGGUAGACUGAUCUAUCGCAGCACAGAUCUAGGUGGACACGCCCACUAGAGAUGUCAUAUGGGGCAGGUUUUCGAAACGGCUUGUAAGGCUAAUCACACUCACACCUGUAAUCUAAAACGACGUGUUGUAACAUAUUUGCCAUUAUUCCGUACUUUUUCAGUGUUUCAAUGACAUGUUGAAAAUGUGUUAUAUGAUUUUGCUUUGUUUCUCUUUAUUUUACAAAUGUAUUAAAAAGUGAGGGUUUGUUACUACACAUAUAAGCACCUUUAUUAUCAGCAAGGUCCCUGGUGAUGAGGGUCGCCAUGACUACACUGGUAUCCCGUUGACGUUUCCGAACUUGUGUCACACGGUAACGUUACAACCAGAAGCGAGUGGCAACACCAGACAGUUUUUGUUCUUAACAUUUGUUUAUUAAUGAUUCCAUUUUUCAUAAGAACUCGGUACAAAAAAGUGAGACUACUCUUUACCAUUUACCAACUUCCAUCAACGUUAUUUUUUUAAUGCAUCAUUAAAGGAAAGAAAAUAAAAAAUAAAAACUACAUUGGCAUAUUUAAGACAAACACUUUUUUCCUAGACAUCCUAUCAACUGGACGGUCUCCGUGACAACGAAAAUAAAGACGACUACUUCUUCAACAAA